AUGUGGGGAGUGUUUCCUUGUAUUGUCCUGUUGUCAGCUUUGACCUUGUCUCAAGGUCAACAGGAGGAUUACGUGGGAUUUCUUCGUACCCACGGACCCAGGAAUGUUCCGAGAUACAACCAUCGACCCUGUGGCCCCCGAGUUUGCGGCAAAAGUGGCCUUUGUUAUCGGAGUUUCGAGAGCAUUUGCGAGCUAAACGAUUAUAAUUUUAAGAUGAUCUUCAGUGGCCAAGACGAGUUCGAUCUGACCAACCCCAUCUAUUGCCAAGAGCCUCCACCACCGCCAAAGCUUAUAAAUGUUGGCUACUAUUAUAACACUAAUCACCGGAGCUUGUUGUUGGGCCAACAGCCACCGUCGCCAUAUUCGUCGCCCGUUCCUCGGCCGAGUAUUUCCCUUAACCAGGACUAUUAUAGACGUUAUGACAGAGUUUCAACACCAGAUGAUUUCAGUCCAGCUCUGGAUUAUGUACAGCCGUAUCCGGUAUGGUCUUUUAAGCGACCUCAAACACCGCCGACAAGGUCCCCAGUGAGUGUUAGGCCUCCUUAUUGGAGCUAUCCGACCAGGCGCCCCGAAUCAACGAAGCGGCCUUGUUAUGAGACAACAACAACCAGAAAAAGGACCCCAACAAGAACAACAACUACUGAAUAUUCCACAACCAGCACAACAACUGAACCAACUACAACGACGAGGACAACUGUACCUUUAAUAACUACAAGAAGUACUGAACCUUCUACAACAACAACCGCUGAACAAACAACGACAACCACUGAACAAACAACAACAACAACAACUAAUUCAACAACAGAAAUAACAAGCACAGAACCAACCACAGAUCCAAUAACAACUGAGGUGACAGAAUUAUCAACAGCUACAGAAUCGACCACAGCAGAAACCACAGUACCAACAACAGCUGAAACGAUCCCACAAACAACAACAACGACUGAAUCUACAACGGCAAGCACGACAGAAUCUACCACAACUUCAACUACUGAAGUUCCUACAACAACGACAACAGAUCUUCCCACGACAACAACCACUGAGGUUUCUACAACAACGACAUCAGAUCCUACCACAACAACAACCACUGAUGGAACUACAACAACGACAGCGGAUCCACCUACAACAACAACCACUGAGGUUUCUACAACAACGACAACAGAUCCUUCCACAACAACAUCCACCACAGAUCCUUCCACCACAGAUCCUGUCACGACAACAUCCACUACAGACUCUUCCACAAUAACAACCACCACAGACUCUUCCACCACAGAUCCUUCCACAACAACUGAUGCCCCCACAACAACAACGACUGAAUCUUCCAGUAACGCCGGGGUUAAAUCGUUAACUAUUACGAUCAGAAAUGCUGACGGUCGUGUACAAGAACUCGAUUUGGCAGCCUUGGCCGUGAGUCCAGACACAGCAGAUGCAAACUGUGAAGAGGUUACCAAUGUCCUGAUAACAACAGGAUCAAGAAUUGUUUUCCAGUUUUCUGGCUGUAUUGUGGUCAAUAGUUCUACCACUGCAGCCACCACCACAACCUCGACAAGCACCACUGAAACCCCACAUGAAACCCCUUACUACCAGUGGUUUGGCCAAUCAGCGGGCUAUCAAUCCCAUUUCAUAUAUACCUAUUAA
Drosophila elegans is the source of this 1635-nucleotide messenger RNA. RefSeq names its product cell wall protein DAN4 (gene Mur11Da). The record is from RefSeq and is a predicted model, not a curated record. NCBI's taxonomy places the organism in Eukaryota, Metazoa, Arthropoda, Insecta, Diptera, Drosophilidae. The transcript has 3 exons. Bases 1 to 1635 code for a protein of 544 amino acids.